GAAGUGUUUCAUUUUCUGAGAAUGUGAGUGCUGUUCAAAAACUAGACUUUUCAGAUACAAUGGUGCAACAAAAAUUGGAUGAUAUCAGGGAUCGAAUCAAGAGAGAAAUAAGGAAAGAGCUGAAAAUCAAAGAAGGAGCUGAAAAUCUUAGGAAAGUUACAACAGAUAAAAAAAAUUUGGCUUAUGUGGACAACAUUUUGAAAAAAUCGAAUAAAAAAUUGGAAGAAUUACAUCACAAGCUACAGGAAUUAAAUGCACAUAUUGUUGUAUCAGACCCAGAAGAUGUUACAGAUUGCCCACGGACUCCAGAUACUCCUAGUAGUGACCCUCGUUGUUCCACUAGCAAUAAUAGAUUGAUGGCCUUGCAGAAGCAAUUGGAUAUAGAGCUUAAAGUAAAACAAGGUGCAGAGAACAUGAUACAGAUGUAUUCAAAUGGUUCUUCAAAGGAUCGGAAACUGCAUGGCACAGCUCACCAACUACUUCAGGACAGCAAGACAAAAAUAGAAGUCAUACGAAUGCAGAUUCUUCAGGCAGUCCAGACCAAUGAAUUGGCUUUUGAUAAUGCAAAACCUGUCAUAAGUCCUCUUGAACUUCGGAUGGAAGAACUAAGGCAUCACUUUAGGAUAGAGUUUGCAGUAGCAGAAGGUGCAAAGAAUGUAAUGAAAUUACUUGGCUCAGGAAAAGUAACAGACAGAAAAGCACUUUCUGAAGCUCAAGCAAGAUUUAAUGAAUCCAGUCAGAAAUUGGAUCUUUUAAAGUAUUCCUUAGAGCAAAGAUUAAAUGAACUUCCUAAGAAUCAUCCCAAAAGCAGUAUUAUUAUUGAGGAGCUUUCACUUGUUGCAUCACCAACACUAAGUCCACGUCAAAGUAUGAUAUCUACACAAAACCAAUACAGUACACUCUCCAAACCAGCAGCACUAACAGGUACUUUGGAAGUUCGUCUUAUGGGCUGCCAAGAUAUUCUAGAGAAUGUCCCUGGACGAUCAAAAGCAACAUCAGUUGCACUACCUGGUUGGAGUCCAAGUGAAACCAGAUCAUCGUUCAUGAGCAGAACGAGUAAAAGUAAAAGUGGAAGUAGUCGAAAUCUUCUAAAAACCGAUGACUUAUCCAAUGAUGUGUGUGCAGUUUUGAAGCUAGAUAAUACUGUGGUUGGUCAGACUAGCUGGAAACCCAUUUCCAAUCAGUCAUGGGACCAGAAGUUUACACUGGAGCUAGACAGGUCACGUGAAUUGGAAAUUUCAGUUUAUUGGCGUGAUUGGCGAUCUCUGUGUGCUGUAAAAUUUCUGAGGUUAGAAGACUUUUUAGAUAACCAGCGGCAUGGCAUGUGUCUCUAUUUGGAACCACAGGGUACUUUAUUUGCAGAGGUUACUUUUUUUAAUCCAGUUAUUGAAAGAAGACCAAAACUCCAAAGACAAAAGAAAAUUUUUUCAAAACAACAAGGCAAAACAUUUCUCAGAGCUCCUCAAAUGAAUAUUAAUAUUGCCACUUGGGGCAGGCUAGUGAGAAGAGCUAUUCCUACAGUAAAUCAUUCUGGCACUUUUAGCCCUCAGGCUUCAGUGCCUGCUACAGUGCCAGUGGUUGAUGUACGCAUCCCUGAAUUUACACCUCCAGCAAGUGAUUCUGCAGUAACCAAAUUAGACUUUGAUCUUGAACCUGAGCCUCCUCCGGCCCCACCACGUGAAUCUUCCCUUGGAGAAGUGGGUGAAUCUGCUGAAUUAAGAGAUGUGGAUACACCCAGGCAGGAUUCAGAAACUGCUUUUGACAUUGAAAAUGACAGAAAUAGUUUACUUCCAAAGUCCCAGUCAGAAUAUGAUCCCGAUAUUCCUCAGUCAGGCCUAAAAUACAGUGAUAUCCGAGAACUUGAGGAUAAAAGAUCUCAACAAAUGUUUCAGUUUAAUCUACAAGACUUCAGAUGUUGUGCUGUCUUGGGUAGAGGACAUUUUGGGAAGGUGCUUUUGGCUGAAUAUAAACACACAAACGAGAUGUUUGCUAUAAAAGCUUUAAAGAAAGGAGAUAUUGUUGCUCGAGAUGAAGUAGACAGCCUGAUGUGUGAAAAAAGAAUUUUUGAAACUGUGAAUAGUGUAAGGCAUCCCUUUUUGGUGAACCUUUUUGCAUGUUUCCAAACCAAAGAGCAUGUUUGCUUUGUAAUGGAAUAUGCGGCCGGUGGGGACCUUAUGAUGCACAUUCAUACUGAUGUCUUUUCUGAACCAAGAGCUGUAUUUUAUGCUGCAUGUGUAGUUCUUGGGUUGCAGUAUUUACACGAACACAAAAUUGUGUAUAGGGAUUUGAAAUUGGAUAACUUAUUGCUAGAUACAGAGGGCUUUGUGAAAAUUGCUGAUUUUGGUCUUUGCAAAGAAGGAAUGGGAUAUGGAGAUAGAACAAGCACAUUUUGUGGCACACCUGAAUUUCUUGCCCCAGAAGUAUUAACAGAAACAUCCUAUACAAGGGCAGUAGAUUGGUGGGGCCUUGGUGUACUUAUAUAUGAAAUGCUUGUUGGUGAGUCUCCCUUUCCUGGUGAUGAUGAAGAGGAGGUUUUUGAUAGUAUUGUAAAUGACGAAGUAAGAUAUCCAAGGUUUUUAUCUACAGAAGCCAUUUCCAUAAUGAGAAGGCUAUUAAGAAGAAAUCCUGAGCGGCGCCUUGGAGCUGGUGAGAAAGAUGCAGAAGAUGUAAAGAAGCAUCCAUUUUUCCGGCUAGUUGAUUGGAGUGCUCUGAUGGAUAAAAAAGUCAAGCCGCCUUUUGUACCUACCAUUAGAGGACGGGAAGAUGUUAGUAAUUUUGAUGAUGAAUUUACCUCAGAAGCACCUAUUCUGACUCCACCUCGAGAACCAAGGAUACUUUCAGAAGAGGAGCAAGAAAUGUUCAGAGAUUUUGACUACAUUGCUGAUUGGUGUUAAAUUCCUAGACACUGUGAAACAAAGCAGACUGACUCACAAGAAGACCUCUUAAAAAUAGCAACCCUCCAUUUGCUCUCUGUGCCACCAUUAGCUUCUGAGUUUUUUUAAACACAUGAAGAUUUGUUUAAAUAUUACUCUAACAUCUUCUUAAAAAGUAGUUUCUCAAUGUAAUUUCAACAUAAAUCUGAGCACUGGAAACAGUUUUCAUGGAGUUUAAGCUGAAUGAACAUUGGCUAUGAAAUCUACCACAAAUGAGUAGUACAUUUGGAUCAAAGUUUUAAAAAAACACUUCUGUUUUUGCUAUAUGUCUUCUGUAUGUAGUUUUGCUGUAUGUAGUUUUGCUAUAUGUCUUCUGUAUGUAGUUUUGCUAUAUGUCUGCUUUCAAUGAAAGGAAGGUUAUUAAUCAGUUAAUUUCACUUAGCUAUAUUUUACAAAAAGAAAACAAAAGGGCUUGGGAUGCUAUUACUAUUUACACAUAGUAUGAUUCUGUUUGAACAAGGCAAAUAUUCUUAUUUUUUUAAAGAAAUUAUUGUAACGUCAAAAAAAUUAGUAGUAGAUUAUGCACAUUUUGGGGGCCUUUUUUAAAUGAAAUGAAUGGAUGUUUUAUAAUUUUUCUAUAUUUAUUAGAAAAUUUUGAUUGCCUUAUCUUUACUAACCAUGUAACAGAGCCUUAUAGCUUUCCAACAGAGCUACUUGCCAAACAAUUUUUUGUUUAUUAAACCAUGCUGAAACCAUGCCCAGAGAAACAGGAACUAACAUCAGCAUUUACUUAAAAUUUUAAGAGUAAGGACUUCGGUCAAACUGAACCAAGACACUCUGUCAUGUGUAUGCAUUCCCAAAGUCUAAACAUUCAGUGUGUUCGGUUGUAUCUUCUUCCAAAAUCAGUGAGCUGAUUGCUCUUUUUUGAUACUCUUGUAUAUUUAUCAACCUAGUUCAUCUUGUUCUUGUGUCUACUGUAGAAGGAAACUAUAUCUUUGUUAAAACAUAGGGGUUAUCAUUGUAUACAUGCUGUGAACAUGUAUAUGUGCAAGUUGUAAUGUAUUCUAUGUUGUAGGUUUAUUAUUUAAUUUCACCACUUUAUCACUUUUGUACAGUGGCCAAGCAGACACCUCAAACUCCAGCAUAUAUGUUAAGUGCAUUUGUACAUUUUGGGCCACUGGAUCCAGACUUUAUAUUGGCAGUACUGAGGGCAAAAGCAAUAUAUUGUAACAGAAUGUAUAAAUAUUUUUGAUAAAACAGUCUAUAUUUUAUAAAAAUUAUUAUAACACUAAAGCUGUACCUCAAAAGACUCGAAAAUUGAUCAAGUACUUUUUACAGAGGAUCCAUUGUGGCUUUUUUUUUUUUUUAAUGCUCUUAUAGGAAAGUCUUUUGCAAACCAUGACUUUUCCACUUGCCUGGAGUUUUUUUUUUUUUCUUUUUUCUUUCUCCCAUCAUCCUAUGAUUUAAUUGUUUUUAUUUCAAUAAUAACAUCUUUCAUUCUGUGCUUUAGCAUGUUGGGGUCAUCAUACCUCUGGAAUAGCAAAUUGUUAACUGACCAUACACAAUUAACCAUUUAAUCAAAGUGGUCUUACGUCAUAAAAAAUAUACAAGUUUGAAUCCUGUAAGAAACAUGAAAGUAUAUGAAUUUAGAGUUGAGCUAAAAACAUAGAUAUGUUAACCUUGACACAUAAAUUGGCAUGUUUUUUGUUGCACUCUGAGAAUAAUCAUUAAUUGUUCAGAGAUAUUUCAUGCAUUCUUUUCAAAUUGAUUAUUAUCCAAGAUCCUUGGGGAGAAAAUCAUACACAGUGGGGGAGCAAUAUUCUGUUUGAAGUUAUUUUAUUUUAAAACACCAGUUAACUUCGUUGGUAAAGGACAGUAGAGAAUCUUAGCUUAACUAUCUGGCUUUAAUUUAAACAGUGUUAACAAAAUAUUAAAAAGAACACUAAGUACUUUUGAGGUACAGUCUGCUCACCUUUUCUGGUUCUCAACUAUGCAGAGAGAACAAUGUCUGAAAUAGACUUUUAGCAUUGAAAAUUGACAUAGCAUUUUGUAACUACACAGUGUACAGAAACUUUUUAACUAGAAGUCAAUCACUAAAAAAAAAAUUAGAGGGCAGCCUAUAUUCACACAAUUAAGCUGAAGAAAGCACUAAUUUUUUUUUCUGUAGUCUUAAAUAUAUAUAUAUAUAUAUAUUUUAGUCAGAUUAAAAA
This is a messenger RNA of Condylura cristata (star-nosed mole), 5083 nucleotides long. RefSeq names its product protein kinase N2 (gene PKN2). Gene Ontology annotation, biological process: protein phosphorylation; signal transduction. Bases 60 to 2894 code for a protein of 944 amino acids. The record is from RefSeq and is a predicted model, not a curated record. The transcript is spliced from 21 exons. NCBI's taxonomy places the organism in Eukaryota, Metazoa, Chordata, Mammalia, Eulipotyphla, Talpidae. Gene Ontology annotation, molecular function: protein serine/threonine kinase activity; small GTPase binding; ATP binding.